Staurois parvus is the source of this 375-nucleotide messenger RNA. Lineage: Eukaryota; Metazoa; Chordata; Amphibia; Anura; Ranidae. The record is from the annotation of a GenBank genome assembly.
CUUCCAUACUCCUCUCCUGCACAUACUGCCCACUGUUUUACCUUCCACACUCCUCUCCUGCACAUACUGCCCACUUUUAUACCUUCCACACUCCUCUCCUGCACAUACUGCCUGCUGUUUUACCUUCCACACUCCUCUCCUGCACAUACUGCCCGCUGUUAUACCUUCCACACUCCUCUCCUGCACAUACUGCCCACUGUUAUACCUUCCACACUCCUCUCCUGCACAUACUGCCCACUGUUUUACCUUCCACACUUCUCUCCUGCACAUACUGCCCACUGUUAUACCUUCCACACUCCUCUCCUGCACAUACUGCCCACUGUUAUACCUUCCACACUUCUCUCCUGCACAAACUGCCCACUGUUAUACCUUCCA